Photinus pyralis (common eastern firefly) is the source of this 1054-nucleotide messenger RNA. Its product is annotated as protein ALP1-like. NCBI's taxonomy places the organism in Eukaryota, Metazoa, Arthropoda, Insecta, Coleoptera, Lampyridae. The transcript has a single exon. The record is from RefSeq and is a predicted model, not a curated record. The coding region runs from base 45 to 830 and encodes 261 amino acids.
UAAAUAUUAUUAAAAUUCUUGUUUGCAGGUAUUUGUCUACUGGAAUGACCUUCUCAAGCCUUGGGUACGAAUUCCAAAUUGCAAGAUCUACAAUUGGAACAAUAAUCCGAGAAACCUGUGAAGCGAUUUGGAGUACUUUGAAAGAGCAAGAAAUGCCGGAACCCACUGAAGAGGUGUGGUUGGGCAUCGCAGAUCAAUUUUAUUUAAAAACAAACUUUCCUAACUGUGUAGGCACGAUAGAUGGAAAGCAUAUAAGAUGCAUGAAUCCCCGAAGAGGAGGAUCAAAUUUCUUCAAUUAUAAGAAGUUCUUUUCUAUUGUGCUAAUGGCAGUUGUAGAUGCAAAUCUCCGUUUUGUCGCAAUUGAUGUUGGUGCAUACGGAAAAGAAGGAGACUCGACUGUAUUUCGGGACAGUCCAUUAGGCAAGAAACUGUACUCUGGCAGUUUGAAUCUGCCACCGCCUCGUUGUUUACCGAACACCCAGCCCGAGGAAAUUCCCCAACCCUUCGUAAUGGUUGGGGAUGAGGCAUUCAAACUUCAUACGAACCUCUUGAAACCGUAUCCAUCCCGCAACAUGAAUGCUACAAAAAGAGUGUUCAAUUACAGACUAUCAAGGUGCAGACGCAAUGUGGAGUGCGCCUUUGGAGUUCUGGCAAACAAGUGGAGGAUUUUUCAUACUCCCAUUCUUGUGCAACCUAGUUUCGUGGAUAAAAUAGUGCAAGCUUGUUGCAUUCUCCACAAUUUUGUUCGUAAGAGAGAUGUUAGAGACUACUUUGCACAGUAUUUUAUGGGAGCUGGAGCAGUACAUUUCCAAAGAAGUUACAUGUACUAAAUUCCACAUUUUUUGCCUUUUUGUAAUUACAAAUUUUUUUAUUAUUUUAAAAUAAAAUAAUACUGAAAGUAAACAGAAAAAUUCGUUAUGACCUACCUUUCUCAUCUCUCUCCAUUGAAUCAAGCUCCAUCCAAUUCUUAUACACUGUUUCUCCAAUUUCAACCCAUGAUUUCUCCCUACAGUUUUUAUCUCCAUACUCUUUACAUUGUUUCUCCCACAGUGCA